Blastomyces gilchristii SLH14081 is the source of this 552-nucleotide messenger RNA. RefSeq names its product carnitine O-acetyltransferase. NCBI's taxonomy places the organism in Eukaryota, Fungi, Ascomycota, Eurotiomycetes, Onygenales, Ajellomycetaceae. Gene Ontology annotation, cellular component: peroxisome; mitochondrion. The transcript has 2 exons. Bases 1 to 552 code for a protein of 183 amino acids. The record is from RefSeq and is a predicted model, not a curated record. Gene Ontology annotation, biological process: carnitine metabolic process. Gene Ontology annotation, molecular function: carnitine O-acetyltransferase activity.
AUGUACGGCAAGAGCAGACCAACCUACGAAUCCGCCUCGACGCGCAAGUUCCAGCUCGGCCGCACCGAGACCACCCGCAGCGUCUCCGACGAGAGCGUUGCCUUCUGCAAGUCCCACACUGACAUCAACGUGCCCCGCGAAGUCGUUGCCAAGAACUUCCGCGCCGCCGUCGUUGCGCAUAGCAAGUAUACUGCCGACGCGAGCCUGGGCAAGGGUGUUGACAGACACCUGUUUGGCCUUAAGAAGCUCAUUGCGGAGGGCGAGAAGGUCCCUGCACUCUUCGAGGAUCCGGCAUAUGCGUACAGUGGCAAGUGGUUCAUCAGUUCUAGCCAGCUGAGCUCUGAGUAUUUCAAUGGAUAUGGAUGGAGUCAGGUUGUGGAUGAUGGGUUUGGUAUUGCGUAUAUGAUUAAUGAGAAUAGCAUCCAAUUCAAUAUCGUCUGCAAGAAACUCGGCGCUGAGCGCAUGAGCUUCUACCUCAACGAGGCCGCCUGCGAGAUCCGCGAGCUGCUCAUGCCAGAUCUCCUGGCUGAGGCGGAGAAGGCCAAAUUGUAA